Molecule: messenger RNA, 507 nt
Organism: Metopolophium dirhodum (rose-grain aphid)
Lineage: Eukaryota; Metazoa; Arthropoda; Insecta; Hemiptera; Aphididae
Exons: 2
Coding region: 1-507 (168 amino acids)
Source: RefSeq, a predicted model, not a curated record
AUGGCGAUACUCCUUUACGGUGCACCAUCCUGGGCGGAGACAAUGUCCCUGGUCCCAAGAAACAAGGCACUAGUUAACGGCGUGCAGCGGAAGGCGCUACACCGAAACAUCUGCGGCUACCGCACAGUGUCGGAAACAGCCACUAACAUCCUGCCGGCUCACCGCCUGCCAACUUACUGGCCGAGGAACGCAGUGCCUCGUUCAGCGAUAAGAGGUCUGGUGUACGCAGCGAGCACUCUUCCCGUAACACCACAAUGCGCGGAACACACGCUGGUCGAAUGUCCGGCAUGGGACUACGAGAGAAUUCAGCUGGAACGUGCGAUCGGGUGCACAGUAACAGUAGCCAGCCUCGUGCCCGCUAUGCUGACCUCCCCCGCCAACUGGCAGGCCGUCAAAGAUUUCUCCAGAGCGGUAAUAACAAAGAAAAAGGCCGACGAAAGAGACAGGGAGCGACCAGGUGGAUCAUCUAGAGCAUCUAGAGCAAGAGCAAGAGUAGGGAGGGUCUAG